GUUCAACAAUUUAGUAGUGUAGACUUAAGCUGAUGGUAGUAUUCUUUCCUCUGCUACUGAGAAAUAGAUGCUGUCAUGUAUGUUUUUUAUUCUUCAGAGUUUUAGAUGCCUUCCAACCAGUGUACUGCAUGGAGCUCCGUCACAGGUUUUCCAUCAUCACUUCAACUAGAAUUGAUAUCAAAAGCUUCACUAAGGAUCUUUCAGCAUUGAUGAGCUGUCCACCCGUGUCCAACGUCACCAUGAAGGAGUUACACAGAGUCAGACUGCAUUCCUGUUGUAACGCAACAGGUGUUUUAUACUUGACAAAGCAGAACACAGCUGUCAAUGAGGGAAUUCCCUUUGAAGUUAACUCAAAACGGAGCUACCAAAUAAAUGCUGCAAUUCAUGACAUGCUGCCUGAGGAGUUUCCCUGGAGUAAGCGUUCUCUCGGUCAUUGUGCUGUGGUGGGCAGUGGAGGGAUUCUGAAGAACAGUAGUUGUGGAAGAGAGAUUGACAGUGCAGACUAUGUCAUCAGGUUUAACAUGCCUCCUGUUAAUGACAGUGAUGUUGGGUUAAAAACUGAUCUGCUCACUGUUAAUCCCAGUCAAUUGAAACGCUUUGGGAACAUGAAAGUUAAUCCAGAUCCAUUAGUGCAGCGUGUGAGUUUGUACGGAAACUCAUCAAUCAUCGUACCAGCCUUUGCAUUUUCAGCUUACACUCAAGUAGCCAUCAACACACUCAAAGUGCUCCGGCCGAUCAGACCUCACCAGCGAGUCGUCUUCUUUUCGCCAAGCUACCUUAAGAAAUUGGCUGGUCUCUGGAAGGGGCGUGGCUUGAAAGUGUUCCGCCUCUCCACAGGUUUUAUGUUAAUUAAUGUGGCACUAGAGCUGUGCGAUCACGUGCACGUUUAUGGAUUUUGGCCAUUUGGGAUCAAUCUGCAACAGCAAGAGGUUCCACAUCAUUAUUUCGACAAUGUAGGACCCAAACGUGGUUUUCACUCCAUGCCAAAAGAGUUUCUCAACUUACUGCAGUUCCACAGCCAGGGGGCGCUAACACUGCACCUACAGCCCUGCUCAUAACUAAAAGAUCUUGGGCCUGAUGUAUAAAUGAGGCGUACACACAAAAUGGGAAUAGAACUGUGCGUACGCUGUUUUCCACGAACGUAUCCGGAUUUAUUUAAAAAAAUCUUAGGGUAAAUAUGCACGCACCAUACGGAUGCUCUUGACUGUGCGUACGCACUCUUAUUCCUGAAGUGAAAAGUAAACAAGGAUUGUAAGAUCCGCUUUCAUUUUGAUAUACACAGUUACAUUAAAUAUCCCACUCUUAAAGUAAACACUUAAGACAUUAAGCAGAAGUUACAAAAAUGAUAAAAAUUUAGACAUAUUUAUAGUGGAUGUGCUUGAUCACUUUCUGGCAUGCUAUGUUUUAAUGACAGAACGGCAUGUUAUAGGUGCACAAUGUCUCAGGUUACGAGAAAAUAUAAAUAUUUAGCGUGAACAAUGAUCAAUGAUGCGCACGUGUGAAGGCAUUUCAAUAACAUUAUCAAAAAUACCACUGUAUUUGAAGAAUAGGCAACAAUUUACAGAAAACGGUAAAAAUUGCACGUUUCCUUUUUAGAAUACGCCGACAAUUGUGGGUUACAUCGUUGUAUCUGUUUUCACUAAAAUAGCUAAAAGAUGUUCACCUUAUCAGCAAAACUGGAUAAAUCUAAUUUGAUUUGUAUUUUUUUAAACAAUGAAAUAAUAUUUGGCCAGUGGAAAAGAAUGAGAUUACUAUUCUAAAAUCUUUAUCUGAGAACUAUUAAACAUGCAGUUUUAUGGAUAUUUUGAUAUAUUUAUUCUAAAACAGCAAUGAUACUGGAUGAUUUUUAGCCAUGUAAUAUGUAUGGCACAAAUGCCAUUUAUAGGCUAAUCCGUAUCUCAUAUUUUCUUAAUGUACCUUUGACGGUGUUAAACAUUGUGUCGCGUGGGUUGGAUUAUGCAUGAAAAAUAUAUGCAGAUGAGGUUAUGCGUAGUAAAACAGGGAGGGGAGGAGACGGGAUGGAAAUGCAUGUACGCACAAUCUUUCUCUGCCUGGGAUUUACAAAGGGAUUUUUGCGCAGGUUCUGGCGUAUGCAUGGUUUUAUAAAUCUGAAAACAUUGCUUUUGUGCGUACGUACACUUUUAGGGUGAAAUCUAAGGUGAGUUUUAUACAUGAGGCCUCUUGU
Molecule: messenger RNA, 2185 nt
Organism: Triplophysa rosa
Lineage: Eukaryota; Metazoa; Chordata; Actinopteri; Cypriniformes; Nemacheilidae
Product: alpha-2,8-sialyltransferase 8E-like
Exons: 6
Coding region: 33-1058 (341 amino acids)
Biological process (GO): N-glycan processing; oligosaccharide metabolic process
Molecular function (GO): alpha-N-acetylneuraminate alpha-2,8-sialyltransferase activity
Source: RefSeq, a predicted model, not a curated record